AUGUCGUCGAGCGGGAGUAGGCCGCGCGGGAGGUGCAUCCGCUCCAGGAGCUCCAGCGACUUCUGCUUGCACACGGCGUCGCCGGUGUGGACCUCGGCGUUCUCGCGUGGAGGGACGCGUGAUGGGGAGGAGAAAUUACGGGAGUGCCCCUCGAGAGAGACACUUGGCGGGAGUCUAGGAUGGUUAGGAGGAAACCAAUGUGGGGUUGGCGGCGAGAAGCUUUCUGUCGCUAUGGAAGGAGGCGGAUGCGACGGUGUUGGAAAAGUCGGAGAUCGUGGAUUUGUGGUCGAGGGUCUGGCCGGAGAAGAUGGAGACUGUGGCGGAAUGCGCGGCGGUGAAGUCGUGGGGGGCGACUUGGGGAGAAGGAUAUGGAAUUAA
Striga asiatica is the source of this 378-nucleotide messenger RNA. The record is from the annotation of a GenBank genome assembly. NCBI's taxonomy places the organism in Eukaryota, Viridiplantae, Streptophyta, Magnoliopsida, Lamiales, Orobanchaceae.